Molecule: messenger RNA, 2004 nt
Organism: Fulvia fulva
Lineage: Eukaryota; Fungi; Ascomycota; Dothideomycetes; Mycosphaerellales; Mycosphaerellaceae
Exons: 1
Coding region: 1-2004 (667 amino acids)
Source: RefSeq, a predicted model, not a curated record
AUGUCGCUGAUAGAUCCAAACCUCGUCCCACCAAGAACCACAUCCUUGCUCCAUACCUAUCUUUUCGACACGACAACUACCAUGAUCCGAUCCUUCGACAGCGGCGAAUGGCAGGUCCAGACCAAUGUCUUGCGCAGAUCCCAGUCAGUGACUGGCCUUCGACAGAAACAGCGACACGCCACCCGAUUGAGCAGGAUGGGAUCUCUCGAUGAUAUUGCGAGACAUGUUGAGAUGUGGGGCAACAAGCACGACACGAUCUCAGCGAUCGCUGAGCAUGGGUGGUUCGAUGUAGAAGGAGAGGAAGAUGAAGAUGAAACUUCAGGCCGACCAUCUCGAGAGCAGGAGAGCGUGGCUUUAUUGCCUCCUGAAAUCCCGAGGAAGAAUAGUAAGCGGCGGAAGGUCGAGAGGCGCCGAGGAGUCAGUAAUCUACCGAAGCUACUCGAGAGAUACUGCACCAAGGAGGAACCGAAGUACGACAUUUUCGGCAAGCAUUUGCAGAGCGAACGGGCAUACUCGCAAAACAAGAACCUUGGCUUUCAAUACACGACUCCAGGAUUGGAGGAGGCCCCUGUCGUUCGCACUGUGCUGGACCAGAAUCAGCAAGAAGCUAUCGAACGUUUUAGGUCACCACCACCGCCUGCGGACUUUGGCAUUGAGGGUCGUGCUGCGGGACAAGUCAGGCGGGCUCGUCAGAACACCAAUGCCAAACACGCUCCAAAAGACCCACUUUGUAGGGACUUCGCACAGGGCGCAGGUAGGUCUGGAAAGAGCAAAGCACGUGGUGCUGAAGCACUCUUCGACGCGCUUCUCGCAUCGAAAAGAAUCAAUCAUACGCCUGGCUCGGCUAUCUCUGCCGUGCACGAGGCUCAGCAGGAGACCCUCGACCUCGCACGGGCAGCUGAGAAUCCUGUGGCCACGGCGAAGCAGAUCGAUCAUGCGGCUGCCGAAGCGCUUUCGGCAAAACAUGAUCAACCACAAUCCUUCUUCGAGCAAGGCACGAGCGUGAAGACAGCUUUGCUCGCGAAGGUGAAGAGUUUUCGGAAACACCAAGCGCAAGGACGUGAGCCAGACCGGAAUCCCUCGAUCUGUCGAUUGAAGUCCAAGGCGCUGACCCUGAAGCUCAAGCAAUCUCUGAGCAUUCACCGUCAUCCACAUGCGAAGCCCUGCGAGAAGACUCGAGCACAAGCGGAAGCACAGGGACAAGCCACGGCACAUGCAAAGCUACAAGCCAAAGCACGUGCCCUCGAGUUCGAAGCGGAGAAAGACAAACUACUGCACGAAAUACACGUGGCCCGCAGACUCAAACACCAAAGAUGGCUCGAAGCAGAAAGCGAAAUGGCCCGUGCCCAGGAUCGCCCACCCAACCCAAUCCCUCCCAUGCAACCCAUCUCGCUUCACGACGACCUCCAAUCCGAUGCUCAAAUCCACGCAACCUCCCUAGACGCCGCCUUCGACUCCACACCAACCACCAAAUGGCGCGCAAACUCCCAACUCACCACCAUAACCACCUCAAAGCGAAACGGCAACAUCCGCAUCACCUCCCCUCCCAACCACGGAAUCCUCUGCCUCUGCAACAUGUGGCUCGACCAAGGCCACACGCUCCGCGAGAAAGCGCUGCAACACAUGACUCUCAUCCAGCAGGGCCAUUUCCCGCCUGACCACCUCCGGUCUGGCUGUGAUUGCUAUCUCUACCGCAUCUACGAAGCCUUCACAAACAAUCACUUCCAGUACAUCGGUAUUGCUCAAACGCAGAAGGAGCAAGCCGAGGAGUACGGAAAGGGGAGGUGGGUCAUUUAUCUCGCCAAGGAGACGCCGAUUUCGAAGUUACUGCUGGGCUCGCAGCUGCCGUCGACGAAGGUUAGGAGAGUACCCGCGAGGCGACCUACGAGUGCGAACAGGCCGCGGCCUUUGAGUGCGAGGAUUAUGAACCAGGUGCGGAGGAGGUCAAUGCAUGGGCUGGUGUACUUUGCGAACAAUCCAUUGAGGGAUGUGCGUGAUAUCUAA